Messenger RNA from Durio zibethinus, 2868 nucleotides. RefSeq names its product very-long-chain aldehyde decarbonylase CER1-like. Gene Ontology annotation, molecular function: iron ion binding; oxidoreductase activity. The record is from RefSeq and is a predicted model, not a curated record. Gene Ontology annotation, biological process: lipid biosynthetic process. Lineage: Eukaryota; Viridiplantae; Streptophyta; Magnoliopsida; Malvales; Malvaceae.
UCUUUUAGCUUGCAAAUUGCAACUGGCUCUCUGUCUAUAUAUAUAUAUAUGGUUGACAGAGUGCAAAGAGCAGAAAAGAGGGGUGAAGAAACAUGGCUAGUAAACCAGGCAUUCUCAGUGAUUGGCCAUGGCAAUCUAUGGGAAACUUCAAGUAUGGUCUUCUGGUUCCUGGGGCAAUUUACAGCACCUACUCAUUCAUAACCUGCAAAGCAGAAAAUGAGAGGAACCUGUUCAUGUUCCUCAUCUUCCCGUUUCUGGUGUUUAGAUUGGUUCAUUAUCAACUCUGGAUUUCUUACUCUCGCUACCGAACUGCCAAAGGAAAAAACAGGAUUGUCGACAAGAGCAUCGACUUCGACCAAGUUGACAGAGAAAGGAGUUGGGAUGAUCAGAUUAUAUUGAAUGGACUUUUGUUCUACGGGGCAGGCAUAGUCUUAAAAGAUCAAUUUAACAUGCCCUUCUUCAAAGCAGAUGGCACACUAAUCAUACUGCUACUUCACUGGGGUCCUGCUGAGUUCCUCUACUACUGGCUUCACCGAGCAUUGCACCACCAUUACUUCUAUGCUCGCUACCACUCCCAUCACCAUUCUUCCAUUGUCACCGAGCCGAAUACCUCGUUUGUCCACCCAUUCGCAGAAGUACUUUCGUAUUAUGGGCUCCUUCUGAUACCAACAUUGACAUCGGUAUAUAUUGGAAAAGCUAACAUUGUGGGAGUGUUUACUUACGUUACUGUUAUUGAUUUCUUGAACAACAUGGGGCACUGCAACUUCGAGUUCAUCCCCAAAUGGGCCUUCACCAUCUUCCCUCCUCUCAAGUAUAUUGUUUACACUCCUUCGUUUCACUCGCUACAUCACACUCAAUUUCGGACCAAUUACACACUUUUCUGUCCACUCUAUGAUUAUAUCUAUGGCACCGUCGACAAGUCGACAGAUACUGUGUAUGAAACUGCUCUAAAAAGAGAGGCAGAGUCACCGGACGUGGUUCAUCUGACUCAUCUAACCACGCCGGACUCCAUCUACCAUCUGCCCCUUGGAUUCCCUUCCUUGUCCUCCAAGCCCCAAACUUCCAAAUGGUACCUCCUGUUUAUGUGGCCUGUCACCCUCUGGUCUGUGCUCUUGACUUGGAUUUUUGGCCAUGCCUUUAUUUCAGAGAGGAACACCUUUAAAAAACUCAAACUUCAAGCUUGGGUUGUUCCCAAAUACAAUAUGCAAUAUUUCUCAAAAUGGCAAAGAGAAACUAUCAGUAAAUUGAUUAGGGAAGCCAUUGAAGAUGCAGAUAAAAAAGGAGCUAAGGUGCUAAGCUUAGGCCUUUUGAAUCAGCGUGAGGAGUUUAGCGGAAAUGUAGAGCUGUACAUAAAAAAGAACCCUCAUCUUAAAAUCAAGGUUGUAGAUGGAAGCAGUUUAGCAGCAGCUAUUGUUCUAAACAGCAUUCCUAAAGAAACAACCCAAGUACUACUUAGAGGCAGAAUUUCCAAGGAUGCUUGUAUCUUGGUCCAAGCUCUAUGCCAAAAGGGUAUCAAGGUGCUGACAUUGCAAGAGGAUGAAUACAAGAAGCUGUUAAAGUAUGAUAACAAGCUUGAAAGUAAUUUGGUACUUCCAAAAAGAUAUGAUGUGAAGGUAUGGUUGGUGGGAGAUGGACUGACUGAAAAAGAACAGUCCCAGGCACCAAAAGGAACAUUAUUCAUUCCAUUUUCCAUAUUUCCACCAAAGAAAGUUCGCAAAGACUGCUACUAUCAUACCACACCGGCUAUGGAGGCUCCUAAAUCUCUGGAGAACAUGCACUCUUGUGAGGACUGGUUGCCGAGAAGGGUGAUGAGUGCAAGCCGUGUGGCUGGGAUAAUACAUGCUUCAGAAGGGUGGGACGUUAACGAGUGCGGCGGCACCAUUUUUAGCAUUGACAAAGUUUGGGAGGCUAGUCUUGAGAAUGGAUUUCGCCCCUUGUCAACCUCCGCCUAAUCAAAAUCUAGGCUUGGUAUUAGCCUAUGGCUUUGGAGUAAUUAUGUAGUAAUUAACUAUGUAUGAAUAUGAACUUCCAUCUUCCUUGUAUCUUAUGAAGUCUAACAGGUUGAUUUCCUUGUGUAUGGGAAUAAUUUGCCUUGUAUGGGAUUAUGUUUUUCAUUUUCCUUUCUCUUGAAGCCAGUAGGAUUCGGGUGCCUAGGAAUUCAACAUUUAAGUCGAUCAAAAUAUAAUUUAAAGUUCUAGACCAAAGAUAGUAAAAACAAACUAAUCAAAUACAUCUUGUGAACAUGGAAAUAGAGGGUUAUUCUCCAAGCAAAAGUUGCCUGAAAUUGCUUCACAUGAACUUUUUUCAUGAAUCAAGUGACCACCAUCAGGGGCUUCAAGGUACUACAUCGAGGGUAGCUUUCUUGGAAACGAAUCGUUGCAAUUCAAAUGGAACAACCUUGUCUUCAUGACCUCCCCACAAGUAAACAUAGGUUUCUUUGUUUGGAAAUGGAUUUUUCAGCUGCAUUGGAUCAAAUUCCCAAGUCCCAAAAUGUACUAUCAGAUCCACGUGAAGGGAUUAGUAAACGCCUUGCUGUCGUUUCUUACGCUGUCCCCACACGAUCCAUUGCCAUCCAUGUUUAUGGGUCAACCACCAAUGUAACAGUCCAGGGAAGUGGUGUGCUGUUGAAAGCUUCACUUGUUCACUUUUAAGCUGUCUUUUUAAGGGAAGUGGCAUAAAACUACCUACCUUUAAAAUUGACUAUUGUAAAGGGUUCCAAAACAAAAUCGUCACUGGACAAAAUUUGGAGGACCACUCGUUUAAUAGCCUGUCACCCGAAAGCCAGAAAAAUCACAUCCCUCUCUUUCCCUUGCAGACAUGUCAAAAGGAAGCCUAUCAACUUCUUGUUACCUAAAUCCAUAUUUGUGU